AUGCGUUUUAGCAUCUUAGUUUCGACGGCCUUUGUAGCCGCGCUCAAUGCCUCUGCAAUCCCCAACGGCUUUAGCUUCGCUUACGAGAACCGGACCCUGGAAAAGACGGAUAAGCCGAAAUGCGAUUGCUGGGGAAGUAUCAUGUGCGCUACUCUAAAGGUACAAGACUGCGAUGAAGCUGUCAAUUACAAACUUAUCAGGAAUGACGAUAUCAACUAUGGAGCUGUUGGAAGCGGAAUGCCACAUCUGGGAGUUUGUCACGGUAUAGGUACCGACUUCGGUUGCGGAAUCCUCAUCACAGGAAACCCGGGUUGUGUUAGGUCUGGCAACGAUAUGUGGUGGGAUUACCAGGAUAUUCGAAAGAGCGGCUGCCACCACUGCGGAAAAAAGUACUGGGGUGACGGAUGUGCUACGACGAUCGACUAUUACCCCGAAUGCGGAAAGGUUCAUUAA
This is a messenger RNA of Daldinia loculata, 453 nucleotides long. RefSeq lists its product as uncharacterized. The transcript has 2 exons. Lineage: Eukaryota; Fungi; Ascomycota; Sordariomycetes; Xylariales; Hypoxylaceae. Bases 1 to 453 code for a protein of 150 amino acids. The record is from RefSeq and is a predicted model, not a curated record.